AUUUUCUUAUUUUCUAUUUUCUUAUUAUCAACAUCUGAAUUGAUAAUCGAAGCGAUCUAUCAUUAUAACAUAUUGUCAUUGUCAUUGUCAAAGUCAGCUCUCUCUCUCUCUCUAUAUAUUGUAUGGAUUUUAUAUUUAUGAAUUCCCUUCCCCAACAAACCCACUUAGUCAAAAUUCUUACACUAUACUAUAAAUAACAAAAAAUAUUACAGCUAGCUGAGGUGAGGUGCUCCCACGCACAGUAUACUUACUUGUAUGUAUCACUAUCACCAUAUAUUAUAUUAUUAUAUAUAAAUAACCCUUGUAUUAUAUUAUAUUAAUUCUUCUUCUAUGUAUGAUAUGAUCUCCUCUUAACUCCCUAUUCCCCGUUAACCUCCACGCAGGAGUUAUAUUAAUUUAAACACCACCACCACCAUCAAAUCAAAUCAAAUCAAAAAUUAAUAUAGUAUUUUAAUUAUAUAUAUAUAUAUAUAUAUAUAGCAUAUACUCCGUUAUCGAUGGGUAUUAGUAUUUGAUCUGUGGAUGGGUCUCCACAGCGUAGCCUCUGCUCUGCUGCAGGCAGGAAGAGGAAGGCUGACAGUUAUGUAAAUCAAUUAAUUGGAUGGCGAUGGCGACUGAUGGGAAAGAGCAAAUAAGCUGCAAGAAGAAGAAGAAGAAGAUGCUGAAAAAGAGCAUAUUUUGCUGCAGUAUCUUGUCGGCGGGUUGUUGUGGCUGUGGAUCCAAAGGUGUCGUCGGCGAUCCCAUCUUGCCGGAAAUCAUUAUCAAGAGAGCUGCUCAGGCCGCCGGGAAGACAACCGCCAUUCUUGCUCAACCUCUCGCUGCCAAAUCACUGCUCCCUAAUAAUUAUAAUAAUAAUAUUAAUAAGCAGAGAUGGAAGAUGUUUGGGGUCAAGGACAAGGACAAGGACAAGGACAAGAAAGAGGCGUGGAAACCGGGGCCGGCAGCAGGCGCAAAAAGCGAGCGUAAAAAGCGCGGGCACUCAUCAGUCGACCAAGGCAGGAGGUGCUGCCCCUGCACGACGACGACUAAGCUGUCGCAUUCAGCAGCCUCCCUCCCGUCGCCAUGGAAGAAAGAGGAUUCGGAUUCGGAUUCGAUGGUGGGGGCGGCGACGCUGACGGUGACGGUGACGCUGACACUCAUAAUUGUGGUGGUGUGCGGUAAGGCGUGCGCCAUUCUCUGCACGGCGGCCUGGCUCUACUUCAUUCCCCGCCUCCACUACAGAUCAUUGCCAAUAAUGGACAUGAAUAAUACUAAUACUAAUAAAAUUAGAGGGGAAUUAUUGGUUGAUUUGGAUUCGUGGGAGUACAAGAAUAAGGUUGUUCUACGAGGAUUGCUCCAAAGGGAUCAUCACCACCAUUUGUGACCGCCCAUCGUAUUGUUUAUAUAUGAUAUGUAUAGUGUGGCGUGUAUAAUUUCUUGUGUUUUUGUAUCUAACAAUUAAUAUC
Andrographis paniculata is the source of this 1445-nucleotide messenger RNA. RefSeq lists its product as uncharacterized. The record is from RefSeq and is a predicted model, not a curated record. The transcript is spliced from 2 exons. Bases 602 to 1363 code for a protein of 253 amino acids. Lineage: Eukaryota; Viridiplantae; Streptophyta; Magnoliopsida; Lamiales; Acanthaceae.